AUGGUUUGGGUUUGUCCUGGCUUGCAAUCUUCAAAAUGUGUUUGUCUGUAUGAGAAGAUAUCUAUACUGAUAUCAUGGAGAAAACCCCUCUCUAGGCUUCUUGUUAUUCUUCUGAUUCUUUCAUGUGUUGUAUUUGCUGCUGCAGUUCCAGCAACAAGAAGCACUAUUAUUGGGAAAAAAAAUCCUUUAGUGCAAGAUCAUCUGGCUAAGGUGGAUCCAGUUAUGGGGUUAAGUUAUAGUGAGGAUGGCAUGAAGGAAGAGAUUGCUGAGAGCAGAAUGCUGUGGGAUAUAGUGGACUACCCUGGAACAAGACCAAAUCCAGCUCAUGAUCCAAAAUCUCCUGGAAAACCUUAACUUAAUCUUGGAAAUCAGGGUUCUUAUUAGAUAUUUAGUUAGAUAGAAGUGUCAUUAUAUGGUUUGGGUUUGUCCUGGCUUGCAAUCUUCAAAAUGUGUUUGUCUGUAUGAGAAGGUUCUGAUGUAAGAUCCAUCCUUGUUAAUUAAGCUGUUGUUUUAGCUCAUAAGAGCUUUGGUAUUCCACAUAUAUAAGUCAAAAGGUAUGUUGUAAGAUAUAUGAAAAGGUCUAGAGUUAAAUCUUGUAACCUUGAUUUCUACUGAAAUGUGAAGAAACUGAUUCUGUUUAGA
Molecule: messenger RNA, 642 nt
Organism: Vigna umbellata (rice bean)
Lineage: Eukaryota; Viridiplantae; Streptophyta; Magnoliopsida; Fabales; Fabaceae
Source: RefSeq, a predicted model, not a curated record